UGCAGGCAGAUUCUUAUGGUUCUGAGAAUGCUUCGGUGCUGGAUACAUAUGCUGCAAUGAAAUCUGGGUUUAAAAAUCUGGAUGCACAUGGCAAGCCACGUGGAGCAAUACUUUGUGUUGCUCAAAAGCGGAUUGACAAUUAUCUUCAAGCAGCUAAAGAAGCCGAUUCAGAUCUUCCCGAUGAUUGGGUUCCUGAAGAGAUUGAUGGAGAGGUGUUAUAUAAAUCAGGUGGUGGCAUGCCACAUGGUCGAUUGCCAGUAGCAGAUGGGGCUGUUUGUAAAGAUGAAAUCAUAUAUGCUUGAAAGCAAGCAAAAAGAAUCCAGAACGUCGGUUCCUUUGGCAUCUCGACAAAGCCAUCAACUCCAGCGUGUAAUUGAAGAAAAUGGGGAGCUGAAGGUUGCCAAUCAGGGCCUAGUGCAAAAACUAGAGUUGCAUGAUCGACUCAUAUUGGAAAUCUUAAAGGACAUGGACAAAGAACCACCGGCUUGGCUUGGAACCAAUUUGCUUCCAACACCACAAGGAACUCCGAUCUCAUCUCGUGUCGUAUCCCAAGGUGCCCAAAGCAACAUUGGUGGUGACUUGGAAGGCUUGGAAGUGAUGGCUCACAAGGAUGGCGGUGCCAACAUGGUUGACGAGGAAAGCAACCAUGACUUGGUGGCUGAGCAAACCGAUGGCAACAACAGCAACAACAGAUCGUGUGGGGGGACUAAAGGCUCCAACAACCCGGUCCAGAGUCCUGACAAGUGAAGGUUGUUGUCGGACGGUUCUAACUUUUGGUCACUUGGAACAUUGUGAGUCCUGACGUAUGAAGGUGGUUGGAUGGUUCUAACUUUUCACAAGUGAAGGUGGUUUGCUGGACUUGUGUA
Molecule: messenger RNA, 866 nt
Organism: Brachypodium distachyon (stiff brome)
Lineage: Eukaryota; Viridiplantae; Streptophyta; Magnoliopsida; Poales; Poaceae
Exons: 4
Coding region: 265-747 (160 amino acids)
Source: RefSeq, a predicted model, not a curated record